Molecule: messenger RNA, 2015 nt
Organism: Pogona vitticeps (central bearded dragon)
Lineage: Eukaryota; Metazoa; Chordata; Lepidosauria; Squamata; Agamidae
Gene: AIFM1
Product: apoptosis inducing factor mitochondria associated 1
Biological process (GO): apoptotic process; mitochondrial respiratory chain complex assembly
Cellular component (GO): cytoplasm; mitochondrion
Molecular function (GO): NAD(P)H oxidase H2O2-forming activity; FAD binding; protein dimerization activity
Source: RefSeq, a predicted model, not a curated record
CAGAUGACAAAAGCAAAAGAAUCUUAAUGUAUGCCCUCUGUCUGGGCUUGCCUAUGUUAGGAGCAGGGGCCCAUUUUUGCAGCGGCCACCUUCCCAGCCCCCUUGUCGGUCGCUCACGUCUCCAGGCGCUCCUGGCAAGAGCAGCAGCAAACUAGUGUACUUAAUAAUAGGAGGCGCGGCCAUGGGGACAGGCGCAUGGUUGUACAAGAUGGCGAAGGAAGACAGAAAGCGGUACUUUGACACCAUUGCCACCGCGAAUCAGCACCAGCAGGAGGUUGCGACGCCCCCACCCAAAACAGAUGCUGCCUCCCAGAGCACAGCAGCCCCAGAGACGGAGGCCAUCACUUCCUCAGAAAUCCCAUCCCACGUUCCUUUCCUGCUCAUCGGCGGAGGCACGGCUGCUUUCGCCGCUGCCCGGUCCAUCCGGGCUCGGGAUCCUGCUGCGAGGGUUCUGAUUGUUUCAGAAGAUCCCGAGCUGCCUUACAUGCGGCCUCCACUUUCCAAAGAACUGUGGUUUUCAGAAGACCCCGACAUCACCGAAACGCUGCGGUUCAAACAGUGGAAUGGCAAAGAAAGGAGUAUUUAUUUCCAGCCACCUUCAUUCUAUGUGCCUCCUCAUGAACUGUCUCAUAUCGAGAAUGGUGGAGUGGCCGUCCUCACUGGGAAGAAGGUGGUCCAAAUGGACGUCAGGGGGAAUGUAGUGAAACUCAGUGACGGGACACAGAUCUCCUAUGACAAGUGCUUAAUCGCCACAGGUGGUUCACCAAGGAGUCUUCCUGUGCUUGAGAGAGCAGGCAAAGAGGUUCAGCAGCGGCUCACCCUGUUCCGGAAGAUUGAAGAUUUCCGUUCACUGGAGAAAAUUUCCAGGGAAGUCAAGUCAAUCACUAUCAUCGGUGGUGGUUUCCUGGGUAGUGAGCUGGCCUGUGCCUUGGGGCGGAGAGCGCAGUUGAGGGGCCUGGAGGUGAUCCAGAUGUUCCCCGAGAACGGCAACAUGGGCAGGGUUCUUCCUGAGUACCUGAGCAACUGGACCACCAGCAAAGUGAGGAGAGAGGGAGUGAACGUGAUGACCAAUGCCGUUGUGAAGUCUGUGUCUGUCGCUGGGGACCGGCUGCUGAUAAAACUGAAGGAUGGAAGGAAAGUGGAGACAGAUCACAUUGUAGCAGCCGUGGGCCUGGAGCCCAACGUGGAGCUGGCAAAGUCUGCAGGCAUGGAGGUGGACUCGGACUUCGGCGGUUUCCGAGUCAAUGCAGAACUGCAGGCCCGCUCCAAUAUCUGGGUGGCAGGGGAUGCAGCCUGCUUCUAUGACAUCAAGCUGGGCCGGCGGCGUGUGGAGCACCACGAUCACGCCGUUGUGAGUGGGAGGCUGGCAGGAGAAAACAUGACGGGAGCAGCCAAGCCAUACUGGCACCAGUCCAUGUUCUGGAGUGACCUGGGCCCCGACGUUGGCUAUGAAGCCAUCGGCCUUGUCGAUAGCAGCUUGCCCACGGUGGGAGUGUUUGCUAAAGCAACGGCGAAGGACACUCCAAAAUCGGCCACAGAAGAGUCAGGAACUGGAAUCCGCUCGGAGAGCGAAACAGAAACAGAAGCCUCCGAGCUCAAGGUCUCUGCAGCCUCACCUUCCAGCCCGCAGGCCCCACAGCAAGGGGAGGAUUAUGGGAAAGGAGUCAUUUUCUACCUCAGGGAUAAAGUGGUGGUGGGAAUCGUCCUGUGGAACAUCUUCAACCGGAUGCCAAUCGCUCGAAAGAUUAUUAAGGACGGGGAAGAGCACGCAGACCUUAAUGAAGUUGCCAAGCUCUUUAACAUUCACGAAGACUGAGCACACCGCCACUGCCUCAGGAUGGGAGUGCAUUUGGAAACCGGAGAGGCCGUGGAGGCCCCUUGUGCUGACUGUGUGAGCUCGUUGCGCGCGUGUGUCUCCCUCCACCCUCCACAACAAAGUGUGUCUAUGAAUGUUUGGAACGGCUCUGAGCUCUCUUUGCACCACAAAUUAAACCAGAUUUAAUUACUAAAUUUCA